Molecule: messenger RNA, 1372 nt
Organism: Cucurbita maxima (winter squash)
Lineage: Eukaryota; Viridiplantae; Streptophyta; Magnoliopsida; Cucurbitales; Cucurbitaceae
Product: tetratricopeptide repeat protein 4 homolog
Exons: 8
Coding region: 61-1149 (362 amino acids)
Molecular function (GO): Hsp90 protein binding
Source: RefSeq, a predicted model, not a curated record
UUCCCUCUUCCCUCUCUUCCAUUUUUCGCUAGGUUGAAGCUGAGUUGAGUUGAGCGAAACAUGGCGCUAUGGAUGGAGGAUGGUUCGGAUCCCUUAACAGAGAACGAGAAAGCUGACCUUGACGCCAUAGCUGCCCUUAAAGAGAGUUCUGCUCUCGAGUUCAAGGAAAAGGGGAAUCAAUUUGUCAGGUUGGGAAGAAAGCACUAUGCUGAUGCUAUUGAUUGCUACACCAGAGCAAUAAAUCAGAAAUCCCUAAGCAACUCUGAGAACUCUAUUAUUUUUUCAAAUCGAGCUCACGUGAAUUUACUACUCGGAAACUAUAGACGAGCUCUUAGCGAUGCUGAGGAAGCAAUCAAUUUGUGUCCCACAAACAUCAAGGCAAUUUAUCGAGCUGCUAAAGCAUCUCUUUCCCUGAAUUUAUUAGAUGAAGCAAAGUCCUAUUGUGUCAGUGGGAUAAAGUGUGACCCAAAUAAUGUAGAAAUCAAAAAUCUCGAGAGACAGAUUGAUUCGCUGAAAUUCGAGCAGGAACAACGCGAAGCUUUAGUCACAAAAGCGAUUGCAGAGGCAAAGAAGCUUGUUUCUGCAAUCAUGCAACGAGGUUUGAAGAUUGGGAGCGCGUCGUAUCAAGAACUAACUGGAUUAAGAAAGCCUGUAUUAGAUAAAAAUAACAUUCUCCAUUGGCCAGUUCUUCUACUGUAUGCAGAGGUUAUGUCCAGUGACUUCAUUGAGGAUUUCUGUGAGACUGAUAUGUUUGCAGCUCAUCUGGAUAUGAUGUUUUCAGAAGAUUGUCCACCUUUGCCGUGGGAUGCGGAGAACAAAUAUACCCGUGAAGCAGUUGAACUAUACUAUGAGGCUGGUUCAGGAAUUUGUUUAUCAAAAGAGAAAAUUUUACGGAAUCUUCUAGAGGGAACCGCUGCGUCUAAUGUUGAAAGCAUUGCGCUCGAUGAGAAAGAUGAAGUUGAAGAUUCAAAUCAUAUCACUUCUGCAAGCUCUUCUAAAUGGAUCAAAGUCGAUGAAAAGACGACGCUUCACGACGUUCUAAAGAAGCCUAACCAUGUUAUACCAGGAAUACCAGUCUUUUAUGUUGUUUCAAGGAACUCAAAAUUUUACAAAGAGUUCAAAGCUGGGAGAUGGGUUCCUCCUUCAUGAGGUUAUUUAAUCAAGUAGCAUAUAUACAAACUUUUUGCUUAGGUCAAUGCUGGUUCUGUGAUUUUGCAAAUUUUGUUUUCAUGAUUGAUUUAUUAUUAUUUAUUUUACCAAAGUUUUCUUGUUCUUAAAUUGAUGUUAAUAGUCAAUUGAAUUCGCACAGCUCAAUUGGUUUGAACGUUAUAAGAAAAAUGCGAAAAUGCAAAAUCCUCGUUCUUAUUCUUUA